This is a messenger RNA of Symbiodinium necroappetens, 963 nucleotides long. The record is from the annotation of a GenBank genome assembly. Lineage: Eukaryota; Dinophyceae; Suessiales; Symbiodiniaceae.
AUGGCUGGUGCCGAUUCUGCCAUUCUUUCCCCUCAUCUCCCGCGCUCAGUGCUCACAGAGGCGGUGAACGCCUUCGUGGAUGCUGUGGAGGCUGGUUUCACAUGCCGUGAAAGGGACUUCAAAGCCGCACUGCGGGACUCCGUGGUCAUCCUCGAGCUUUCGCCGGGUGAUGCUGCUGAGGAGGCCAUGGUGCUGAACUGCAAACGGGCUACUUGCAGUCCUAGUUUCAUGGGCCCAAGUCCAAAGGGAAAGAGUUCGCUCCAUGAGUAUCUCGAUCCAUUGACGUUUUGCACCUCAGACCCGAGCACGCCCUUACCUAUCUUCUGCAAGAAUUCCGUGCAGAUGGCGCUCACUGCAGCUGCGGAGCUGGGUGCAGACGCUGAUGAGCUCCUAGAGGUCAUCCGCCGCGGUGGCAUUUUGGACCGUUGCUCCCCACUGUCGCUGCGGGUUGUAGAGCAGUGGGUGGAGGAUGUUGCGAAGGUUGCGGAGGCCCGUACAAACCUGCGACAUCGGCAGUCUGAAGGCGCUGUCGACAACGCUCCACAGCAAGAGGCCGAGCAGGCGCUGGCUCCUUCCGGGGAGCGCAGCAUCAAAUCCUUGAGCGGCUCCGAGGUCACGGACGUCUACCAUCGUGGCUUCGUGGCGUGGGCCGGCUUUCCUCGAGCAGAAGAGAUGCGGGAGCCCCUGUUCUUCCAUGAGUGGGCCUUGUGGCUUGGCAACCAGCUCUCCAUUCUGAACUGGCGCCUGCUGGCCAGACGGAAGGGGGUGCAAUUGGAAGACAGCACGGCGAUGUCACCUCGAUCGCAGCAAAGGGCUGCGGUCGAGGCCCUGGUCGCUGCCUUCGAAUCUGCCGGGCGGCCGGCAGUGGAGGCACCGGAAGCGCUCGGGCGGCCAGUGCUUUGCGACGCGGAGGCCGUGCUGCAGCAGGUGAGCCGAGUUGUUCCGGGCCUGAGAAGCCGUUAA